UAUACGCGAUAUUCUUCUUCCGGCGUUCGCAUCAGUCUCGCUCGCUUGCUUCUGCGUCCCAAAACAAUGGCGAACGCGUGGAAGAGGGAGAAGCCCUCGCCUCUCCGCUCCCCAAGAACCCUAGUCUCGAUCCUCCUCCCCAUCUCCUUCCUCCUCUUCCUCUUCCUCUUCCUCUUCUACCCGAUCUCCAAAUCCAGCCCCAAUCGCGCCCGCGAGACCCUUUUCCUAUCCCCAUCUGGGAUCCGGCCCUUCGACUGCCACGCCUGCCCGCAGGCGUCGCCGGUGUUCGCGAACCUCGUGGAGGGCGUCAAGCACCCCUUCCUCUUCUCCCUCGCCGACUUCGGUGCCCUCCCGGAAAAGCCCCACAAGAACAUUGCCCGCAUGCUCAAGGGGAAACCCUUCCGUCGCCCCGACAUCUCGGUGACGGUACAGGAGUUCCUCGAGGGGAAGGACAAUGACGGUGGGGUGGUGGUGGACGUGGGGGCGAAUGUGGGGAUGGCGACCUUCGCGGCGGCGGCGAUGGGGUUCAGGGUGGUCGCGUUCGAGCCGGUGUUCGAGAAUCUGCAAAGGAUCUGCGACGGCGUGUUCUUGAAUCGGGCAGGGGAUCGGGUGACGGUUUAUGCCGCGGCUGCCUCAGAUCGGAUCGGAAACAUUACAUUCCACAAGUUGGUUGGCCGCCUUGACAAUAGUGCAAUCUCUGCAACUGGUGCAAAGCUAGCAUUCAAGUCUAAUGAAGAGAUUGCUGUGGAGGUGGCAACAGUCCCAUUGGACGAAGUCAUUCCUGACACAGAGCGAGUGCUACUAAUUAAGAUUGAUGUUCAAGGCUGGGAGUAUCAUGUUCUUCGUGGUGCCUCCAAGCUGUUGUCAAGAAGAAAAGGUGAAGCGCCAUACCUCAUCUAUGAGGAAGAUGGGCGGUUGCUGCAGGCAAGCAACACUACUGCAGAUGAGAUCAGGAAGUUCCUUGGCAGUAUGGGUUAUCACCACUGUACCCUGCAUGGCACAGAUGCUCACUGCACGAAAGAUUAGUUAAUGAAUUGCUUGCGCCAACCUCUAAAUUUUCUCGAACUCGCCACUGGACAUGUGGAUCCGGAGUAAAGCCUGUUGGAGCAACUGUGAUGAAAAUCGAAGUAAUUAUCUCCGAAAGGGCUGCCUUCAGAAACAUGAAAGGAAACUAUUCAUUAAUUUGUCUGAUUGUAGACUGGAGUUUUAGAGUUGGGUCAUCACGCCGAUCCCAUGUCAUUGUCAUCUUCUCUGUGACAGUUCUUUUCAUAUCACUCUCUUUCUCUUUCUUCCUCUCUCUUCCCUUUCUUCUUCUGUUUCCUUUACUCUUCUGCUUUGUUUCCUUUGUUUCAGUUCUUUCUUUUUUUUCUUUUCUUUUUAUUGCUUGAGGUGGUGGCCGGCUUAGGGGUUGGAUAAAAUUGUACUUUUGCAAUUUGAUCCUUCUCAAUUUUAUAUUUACAACUAGGUCCUCUAUGAAAUUAUGACUAUUACAAUAA
Messenger RNA from Musa acuminata AAA Group (dessert banana), 1496 nucleotides. RefSeq lists its product as uncharacterized. The transcript has 2 exons. Bases 67 to 1026 code for a protein of 319 amino acids. The record is from RefSeq and is a predicted model, not a curated record. Lineage: Eukaryota; Viridiplantae; Streptophyta; Magnoliopsida; Zingiberales; Musaceae.